Molecule: messenger RNA, 3316 nt
Organism: Paramuricea clavata
Lineage: Eukaryota; Metazoa; Cnidaria; Anthozoa; Malacalcyonacea; Plexauridae
Source: the annotation of a GenBank genome assembly
AUGGCGGCGGCGUGUGAAGAAUUUCCGAGCGAAUCUUUACUUCAAGAACUAAUUUCUUCAUUUCCUCUAGAAUGGCAAGGCCUGUUUGCUGCUCUGAAUGUAAAAGAAAGUCUUACAAUUCAUUCUGGCACAAAAUGGCUGCGAGAUAACUCGUCUCAAUUGCAGAAAAACUUUAUUUCUCCACACUGGCCAGAUCUACUGCGUUCGCUAUGCCUUCUGUUUCCACUGGUUCUAAACAAAGAUGUAAUUGUAUUUCAGCCAAAGUUUGCUUGUUUCACGUUAAAAAUACAAAGAAACAUACUGUGUUUUAUUGUUUAUUAUUCAGAGAGCAUUCCUGUUGAUGAUAUUAAGGUAUUUGAGUCAAUAAAUGCAAAUUUGUAAGGUCAAAAAUGGCACAUAUUUGCAUUUUUAAACCAACCCUCCCCCUAUUGAGGACAUGCCGAUUUCCCAAUAGCCCCCUCCCCCCAAAGUGAACCCAAAAUGAAGGAAUUUCCAUGGGAGGGUUCAAUUUUUGAGGCAAAUCUGUGGAAAUUCCACAGGGUAGGUAUAAAAAGUGACUAAAACUUAUGGAAUUUCCAUGGGAUGGUCAACAUGCAAUGGAAAAGAAAUUUCAGAGGGCAGAGGAUAGGUUAAGAAAUCAGGAAAUUCCACUGACUAGUCGGAAAUUGUCAAGGAGUUUCCAUGAGGUGGGUGGGGUGAAAACUUCCAGACUGAACAGUACUUGAAGUUGUUCUUAAUUGAUUAAACAAUUGAUUGGCAAAGAUUAAUAUUCAAUUCCUUCUUGUCAAUCAGUUAAUUGUACUGAUGCAUUUAAUAUUUUAUUUUGCAACUCAAGGUAUUUGUUUCAAUGCUAGUAAGGUUACCUCAAAUGAAGCAAUCCUGGUGUGCUGCUCUGGUUGCAACACUUGAAACAAAGAUCAAUAACAGAAAAACAGAAAAUGCCGACAUUGGGAAGACAAAGUCUAGUAGUUUUUAUUUGAAGGAUAAGAAGACAAGGAAAGUGAAGAUUUCUGUCUGCAGUAUUUCUGAAAGUAAUCAAACAAGACUUGAUAAUUUAUGUUCGAGGAUAAAAACUAGUUCAGCAUCAAGUAGUUCUUUGCUGACUGCUAGACUUGAGCUCAUGGCCAAUUCAAAAGAAGGCCAAAUUGAUGCUGCCAAGUGUGAAGAGCUGAAAAUUGAUCAAGGCAAAUGUAACCCAGUGACUGAUAUGGAAGUUGACAAUUCUAUCCAAUCAGAAGUAAUUGAAAUUUCUGACGACUCACCUGAAGCAUCACCAAGUGAACCUAUUGAAAUUCCCAACCCCCCUGUCUUGUCAACUCACAAAACCAUGGACGUCACAGUUCACUCUCAAGUAAUAUCACUUACUCGAGCUGUAUCUGAAGUACCUUACCCCCAGCCUGAUGAUUCAACCUUACACAAAACAAAUGAAAUCCCAGCUAAAUCUCUAGCAGCUUUGCCAACUUUGUCUGAAAUACCGAACCCCCCUGACCUGGAAAUCCAAAACAUGGAAGUUGAACUUUCUGAAGAAGAUGCUUUCAUGAAUCAAUAUAACCAUUUGAAAAACCAUUUAAGGUCUUCAGAAGAUCUAGAUGUUGAACUUAUCCAAGAAUUUUUAAACUGUUUUCUAGAAAAUACACUUAAAGAUUUGGUGACGAUUUUCACGUUUUUGGAAAUGAGCACAAUUCCUGAAACCUCGACAAUCAUGCUUAUCAAGCAAUUUUUGUUGUUAGAGAAAGAGUGUAGCUUCCAGGCAACUGUCAUAUUUGCUUACCAUUGUAUUAGUGUGUGGUUAGGUGGUCUACAGUCGGCCCCAUCACGAAACCUGCUUGCAGCUGUGACAACCUUUGCACAGAAGCAUCCAAAGGCGUUUGUUGAUGGUGUCAUGGUGAAACAAUUCAAUACAACAUCUUUGCUGUGGCCACAAUGUGACUUGACUGUUAAAGUUGUCAAGAAUUUUGAAAAAGAAACAUUGCAGUAUUUCAUGGAAAAAUUGGCAAAAUCUAAUGAGAAGGAUUCAUUUUCAGUCUGGAAUGAACACAUGAUCCUAGUGCUCUCAACAGUCUUGGAAAGACGAUUAGAACUAGAUGUGUCAAUUUUUGAGAAAUUUGCAAACUGGUUGCAAUUCCAGUCAUUGCCACUUGCAAGUAAUUUAAAAUUUGCAAAGUUAGUGUUAACAAUAAUCAACAAGUAUGGCUCUCUUGUAAAAUCAUGGUUGCCUACUUUUAAACAAAUAUUGAAGGAGAAUAACACGUUUCUUAAGAAGUCCGGUUUGACCGCUUUGAAAAAACUGGAAGAAUGAUAUUUUUGUCUUAUGUUUAAAAACUGGUGAAUUUCUGAGACAGGUAACUAUCUUUUAAUUUAUUUUUUAAUAUAAAAAAUAAUAUUGUGAUCAAUAACAAUGUAAUAAAUAAUAAUGUAAUAAUAUAAUGUACUUAUUAUAAUUAUUAUUAUAAUUAGAUAAUUGUAAUAAUUAUAUUUUUGUUCAAAAAUAAGUAUAAUUACCGUAAUGACUUAAAAGGGGUUAAUCCAAUCAACGAUGCAGUCAUCUAGAUGUACAACAACUAAGGAAUCAAUCCAUUGACAGUAUUACCUGUUUUUAUAGUUACAGUAAGUCUUAUAGUUACAAACACUAAAGAGUUGCUACAAGCAUAAGAGAUUCUACAAUAAGGUUUUUAAAUUCCUAAUCCCGUUUUCAAGUUUCUUAUACUAUUCUCUAUGUUACUUUUUUGCUGCAGAUACUGAUUAUUCUCGUUACGCGACUUCUCAAAAUCUCGGAAUCCUGCCUUUUUUCUUCCCGCUUGCCGUUUAAUUUACCAAAACAAACGCUAUCCCGCAUUCCAAAAAACAUCUUGCAGACUUCAGUUGAAAUGUUUUAAGAAUUAAGUCCUCCGUUAACUGAACGAUCAAGACAGAAAGAAUAAGAACUGUUGUAAGCUAGGUUUCACUACACUUUUAGAUGAGUUCUAUAGCAAUAGACGGCAAUAUUUUGACUUUUUCCCACUCAAUGGCUUAAGCUACAAAAAUAUUUCAUUUUCUCUUCACAGGUCCUGAUUUAUCAGAUGGCUGACUUAUGCUUGGUCCACUGCCAUCAUCAGACUGUAUUGUACUGUAAGAUGGUCAAUGCUUGGUCUGUUAAUUCCCACGCUGUAUUGUCUGUGGUAACGUGGAUAUUAAGUAAUACUUCAUCUAGGCUCAUCUCGAGAAUCGUAUCCCUAAAAGGUAUGUUGAAAGUAUUGAAUGACGUAUUGAAAACGCCUUGAGUUCUGCUAGAAAGUGAUAAGGAAAUGCCACUGUAUAUUUAUUUAUAUGUUUCUUA